AUGUUUGUCACUAUUCUGUUUGGAGACAGCAGGAUGGAAAUGUUCAAUCUCAACUGUAAACUGAUCAACUUCAUUCAUCAUAUAAAGGAGAGGUGCGGUCUGGACUCUCAAGACUGUGUGGACCUGAUGGACGGCAGUGGUUCAGUGAUGAAUGUCGAGGCGAAGCAGCACAGUGUGGCUCUGGCCAGGAGCGUGCUGGUAGAGAGACAAUACUACGUCCUCCUGCGAGUCUGCCGAGAUGAUGACACUGGGGGUCGGAAAUAUGUGUCUCUCCUAAACAACUAUAGCCAGAGUCAUCCUGAGUUAACAGAGCUGUUGAGGAAACUGUCAAACCCCAACACGGAGCGAGACAGAAAGCUCCGAGGAGGACGGACACAGAGGAGCAGUCCCGCCAAACAAACCAGGAGCAAAAACAUCUCUGCAAAUAACAAGACUCACCAAAUUCAAUAGUUUCUGUAUGAGUCCUGACAGACUUUUAAGUCUGUUGUCUUCAGACACUUUUCAGUAGAAAACUCAAAACAAAACGUUGUGUAUUUGCACAUAAGUAGACUAGCUACAUCCUGUGUGUAUGCAUCUAUCUG
Messenger RNA from Xiphias gladius (swordfish), 581 nucleotides. RefSeq lists its product as uncharacterized. The transcript has 5 exons. The coding region runs from base 1 to 450 and encodes 149 amino acids. NCBI's taxonomy places the organism in Eukaryota, Metazoa, Chordata, Actinopteri, Istiophoriformes, Xiphiidae. The record is from RefSeq and is a predicted model, not a curated record.